This is a messenger RNA of Symbiodinium natans, 1839 nucleotides long. Lineage: Eukaryota; Dinophyceae; Suessiales; Symbiodiniaceae. The record is from the annotation of a GenBank genome assembly.
AUGAAAGAGCUGUCGCGGCUGCAGGAUAACAUUGAGACCUUCCCGAACAAGGAAGCAAAGGCAGUGAUUGAGGAGGAGCUUGGCCAGCCCGUGUCGGAGCUCUUCAGCUCCUUCAGCGAGGAGCCUAUCGCUGCAGCCUCGCUGGCCCAGGUUUACCGAGCCACGCUGAAGACUGGCGAGGAGGUCGCAGUGAAAGUUCAGAGGCCCGGAGCGCUCAGCACCAUCUCCAAGGACCUCUACGUGCUGCGCCGCCUCGCGGACGUGAUGCAGCCGCUGAUCCGGCGCUUCACUGCGGACGAGACGGACUACAUCGCUUUGACGGAAACCUUCGCAGAAGGACUCUACACAGAGCUGGAUUUCCGGAACGAGGCCCUGAACGCGAUCCGCAUGGAGGAGCUGCUCCGGGAGAGUUUGGAGCCGGAGGCCCUGGAGAGGAUCGUCAUCCCCGGCCCACUGAUGUCGCUGACCAAGCGGCGGGUGAUGCUCUCGAAGUGGGUCAACGGCGUGAAGCUGAGCACCCUGCCUGCGCAGGAAAUUCGGGAGUUGAUCUCCGUGGGACAGGAAGUCUUUCUGACCCAGCUCCUGGACAUCGGCUUCUUCCACGGAGACCCGCAUCCGGGGAACCUGCUCAAGAUCACGGAAGGUCCGGACGCAGGGAAGCUCUGCCUCCUGGACUUUGGCCUCGUGGCACAGGUGCCCCGUGAGGAUCGCGAGCUGAUCAUCUCAGCGGUGGUUCACCUCGGCACGCAGAACUGGGAGGCCUUGAUCGCGGACUUCCAGCAGCUCAGGUUCCUGGCGCCCGACGUGGACCAGGCCUCCCUGGUGCCCAUCCUCCAGCGCGUGCUUGGCCCCUACCUGAGGGGUGGCGGCGCCCAGGCUUUCAAGAACGCCAACUUCCAGGCCCUCACGCAGGACCUGCUGAAGGUGAACCUCGAAGUGAAGUUCUCCAUCCCGCCUUACGUGUCGCUGCUGGCGCGCUCCGUGGCCACGCUGGAAGGCGUGGCCUUGCAGGGCGACCCGCAAUAUCAGAUCGUGGCCAUGGCCUACCCCUUCGUGGUGCGCCGCCUGUUGCAGAACUCCAACCGCCGGUCCUUCGCGGCGCUGCGCGAGCUGCUUUACGACCCCAAGACGCGGCGCAUGCGGCCGCAGCGCCUGGCCACGCUGCUGCAGGCCUCGCUGGGUGUUGUGGCUGGUGCGUCGGAGGGAUCCAGGAGCGGCUUCAUUGACUUCGAUGCCGUGCCCGAGGAGGGCGCGCCAGCCAAGGACGUGGUGCGCUUCUUGCUCUCCCCAGCGGCGCGCAACCUCCGGCCCCUCCUCAAUGCAGAGCUCGCCUACGGGCUGGACCUCGUGCUCCGCCGCACCAGCCGGCGUGUGCGCACCACGCUGCAGGACCUGCUACAGCCCAGGCUUCCUCUGCUGGGCCGACUGCCAGCGCCGCCGGCGCCGCCGCUGCUGGUGCCCGUGCCGCGCAACAUCGAGGGCACCGGCGCGGAGCUGUUUGACAAGGGCCUGGCAGUGCUGCCUGCCGAGGACAUCCUGGAUGCUGUCCUGCCCCCCCUGGGAACCGUGGAGGAUGUGGACUUCGGCACCUUCCGGGAUGCCUUCCAGGGCUUGGGCAUCGACAUCGGGAACCUCGAAGACCUCGUGCCGGGCGUGCUGCGCGCGGCCGUGCGCGCGGUCCUGGGCAACGGCGAAAGCGCCGAGCUGGCAGAGGCGCUGCGACAGGCCCUGGGUGCGGAGUUCAGGGAGACGCUGGCCAGCGAAGUCUUAGCCUCCAUCACGGAGGAGCUCCUGCGGACAUGGCGCGCACGCCUGGCGGCCAUGGACGCCUUGCAGUGA